Messenger RNA from Nerophis ophidion (straightnose pipefish), 1182 nucleotides. It is a transcript of the gene pih1d2, whose product is annotated as PIH1 domain containing 2. The record is from RefSeq and is a predicted model, not a curated record. Gene Ontology annotation, biological process: rRNA processing; box C/D snoRNP assembly. The transcript has 5 exons. Lineage: Eukaryota; Metazoa; Chordata; Actinopteri; Syngnathiformes; Syngnathidae. Bases 219 to 1169 code for a protein of 316 amino acids. Gene Ontology annotation, cellular component: cytoplasm; ribonucleoprotein complex; R2TP complex.
AUUUGAAAUAGUACUUUUUAUUCAUUAUUAUUAAUUUCUGAGUGAACAUCCAUGCUAAUGCUAACUUGACUAGCUUACGUGAAUAUUAACAUAGCACCGACGCUAGCUGACUUGGCUAAAAAAAAAUAACAAAUAGUUCAUAAAAAGCGUAAGUCAAUUGGCAUUAUUUGUUUGAAAAACGCUGAAUAAUUUACGGUGUUUGGGUGAGGGCGAGAAGAAUGUCCAGCGGCCGCAGCGCAGACGUGGUGGAGCAGGUGAGCCGGCUGUGGUCCAUGCUGGAUGUUCUCUGCCUGAGCGACCCGGAGGCCUACCGCAGCUUCGUGGAGAAGCAGGUGACGUCAGGGCUGGACUACCACACGCCGCCUCGCGUGGAGGCAUGCAUGCGUGUGGACGUGGAGGAACCAAGAGGCCUGCUGUACAUCAACAUAUGCAGUUGGAAGCGUGUGCCGCCACCCCAGGACCCCAGCGAGCCAUUACCUGUGUAUGCUGGAAGCCUGGAAGCGGACACAAAUAUAGGUGGCCCCACUGUGCUGGACAUAGCAUUCAACCCCGAAGUGCUGCAGAAAUGCAAAAAAGUCAAGGAGGAGAUGGAGCAGGUGUACCUGCUGGCUCUGAGAUUUGUCCAGAAGCAGCAUGGGCUCAAACUAUCACAGCGGUACAUCAUAGUUAGCUUUUCCCCCAGAAAUGGCCCGGAGGACCUGCACCGACGCCUUGGCUUCCAGCAGCAGCGGGUGAACACGGACAAACAAUCAGACACAGCUAGUCCGAGCCCAGAGUCUUUGUUGCAGCAGAUCUCUUCUCUGCGGGCGCACAAAGACGACACUGAGCUUCCGGCUGAUAUCGUCCGUCGGCCGGCGGUGCGCAAAAAGGGCUUGAUCGAGGUAAUCUCCUCCACCACGUUCCAGCGACCCGAGGAGCCGGAGUACGGACUGGAGGUGAAGGCGGACGCGGAGGGAUUUCCCUCCAAGUUGGAGCUGACGGUGGAGCUGCCCAAGAUUAACUCCAUGUCUGAGUGGCAGCUGAAGAUGUCCAAGGAUGACGUCUUGUUGGAGGUGGAGGACGUCUACUAUUUGCUUCUGGACUUUCCACAAGUUGUCAAUGAAAACAGUGCAGUGGCCAUCUUCAACAAGAAGAGUCGAAGGCUGACUGUGACGGCAGAUAUUUUGUGACGCGUCUCCUUUG